AUGAAGAAGUACCUCGGACUGCGGGGCCAGGCCCUCAACCUCGCCGUGGGCACCAUCGCAGGAUGUGAUUUUCUCCUGUUCGGCUAUGACCAGGGUGUCAUGGGCGGCAUCCUUACUCUCAGCAUCUUCCUCGAUGCCUUCCCCAUGAUCAACCCCAAUGCCCAGGGUCUCACGCCAGACGAGUCGUCCACCCGGUCAACCUACCAAGGCAUUGCGGUCGCUUCGUACAACCUGGGAUGCUUCCUCGGCGCCCUGAUCACCAUUUUCAUCGGGAAUCCCCUCGGCCGCAAGCGAGUGAUCAUGCUGGGCACGUCCAUCAUGGUGAUCGGCGCCAUUCUGCAGUCGAGCUCGACCACUCUGGAACAGUUCAUCAUAGGGAGGAUCAUCACCGGCCUCGGCAACGGCGGCAACACGUCAACGGUCCCCACAUGGCAGUCCGAGACGUCCAAGGCGCACAAGCGCGGCAAGAUGAUCUUCUUCUGCAUCAUCAUCCUCGUCUUCAUCCCCUUCCUCCCCGAGUCCCCGCGCUGGCUGAUCCUCAAGGGCCGCGAGGACGAGGCCAGGGAGGUCAUCGCCGCGCUCGCCGACACCGACGUGGCGGACCGCGCGGUCGAGAACGAGUUCCUGGCCAUCAAGGAGACCGUCGAGGAGAUGGCCAAGGGCACCUUCGCGGACCUCUUCACCAUGGACGAGAACCGCAACCUGCACCGGACGCUGCUGGCCUACUUCAACCAGGUGUUCCAGCAGAUCUCGGGCAUCAAUCUCAUCACGUACUACGCCGCCGUCAUCUACCACGGGCUCGGCAUGUCCGACUUCCUCUCGCGCCUGCUCGCCGCGCUCAACGGGACCGAGUACUUCCUGGCCUCGUGGCCGGCCGUGUUCCUGGUCGAGCGGGUCGGGCGGCGCAAGCUGAUGCUGUUCGGUGCGGUCGGGCAGGCGGCGACGAUGGCGAUCCUGGCGGGCGUCAACUCGCGCACCGACGCCACGGGCUUCCAGAUCGCCGGCAUCGUCUUCCUCUUCGUCUUCAACACCUUCUUCGCCGUCGGCUGGCUCGGCAUGACCUGGCUGUACCCGGCCGAGAUCGUGCCGCUGCGCAUCCGCGCGCCGGCCAACGCGCUCUCGACCAGCGCCAACUGGAUCUUCAACUUCCUCGUCGUCAUGAUCACGCCCGUCGCGUUCAACAACAUCGGCUACCGCACCUACAUCAUCUUCGCCGCCAUCAACGCCUCCAUGGUGCCCUGCGUCUACUUCUUCUACCCGGAAACGGCCUACCGCUCGCUCGAGGAGAUGGACACCAUCUUCCACAAGGUCUCGGCCGGCUGGCGCGGCGUCUUCGCCGUCGUGCACCAGGCCCGCGUCGAGCCGCGCUGGUUCGGCAAGCACGGCGAGGUGCUGGUCGACUACGAGAAGACGGAGGAGCACCGCCGGCACGUGGCCCACCGGCAGGGGGUUGUCGUGCCGGACAAGGACGCGUCCGGCGAGGGGUCCGGCAGCGGCGAGGCAGGGUUGGAUGAGUCCAGGGCAGCGUAG
Messenger RNA from Thermothielavioides terrestris NRRL 8126, 1530 nucleotides. RefSeq lists its product as uncharacterized. Gene Ontology annotation, molecular function: carbohydrate:proton symporter activity. Gene Ontology annotation, cellular component: membrane. Lineage: Eukaryota; Fungi; Ascomycota; Sordariomycetes; Sordariales; Chaetomiaceae. The record is from RefSeq and is a predicted model, not a curated record. Gene Ontology annotation, biological process: carbohydrate transport; transmembrane transport. Bases 1 to 1530 code for a protein of 509 amino acids. The transcript has 4 exons.